CUUCUUUGAUUCGUGAUCCAAACUUAACCGCCGCCAUAUUGAAAAUCUGGAGAACGUCGUCUGCUGCGUAUAGUCUGCUGGGGCUUGCGCAUUUUUUUGAGGAAAAAUCAUUUCAUCGAUAGAAGGCGCGACACACUUCAGCUUUUGAACUUGACACUUGGGACGCAAUGACUUUGGCAUGAAAAAGAAAUUCAGUUUUCGGCCGAUUCGGCAAAAAUGAAUCUAAAUUCGAUCGAAAAUGCACUCUCGGCCUAAAAUUAAGUGUGGAAAAUCUAGGCGAUAAGCAAUAUUCUAGCAUCGAAAGGUCAUGAAUCUUCCUCCGCUGUUCGGCCGCGAAUUUCCCUCCUACGAAAGAGAAUGUUACGACAACCGCGUGGACGUCCUAUGGUACCAACCAGCCUUCUCCCAGAGUCAAUAUCCACCAGGACAGGAGGGGAGCGAAGCGUGCACCCUAAUAUGCUUGUUAGUGGCGCAGGGUAUAUCCCAAAACGAAAUAAUUUUGUGGGAUGUCGAUGACUACUGGGAUCUUAGCGUGGUUAUUGCCCAAGCCAUAGCUGAAGGGAAUAGGACUCACGCAUGGAUAAUGAGACAAGGACUUGUUGCUUACGCUUAUCUAAACACUGAAGAAGCAUUAAAAUAUGGCGGUAGCUCGCUAAAGUUACUCAGAGAAUGGACUUUUCAUGUUUAUCACGAAGAUAUAAGGGAAAGAUUAUUCCAAAAUAUACAGUUUCAUCUCAGGAUUUGGUACGAGCAGCCAAAAAGUGAAAACUUAUUCAUGCUACUGAUAGCCAGUGGACGUACCAUUUUAUUUACCUUCCAAGAAAAGACGUUCAAGGUAACGCUGUUUGAUUCGCACACACAUAAUGCAAGCGGACUGCCGCCUCGAGGCCUGGUAGUUGCUCAGACAAGUUUUGACCAUUUACGGUCUCUCUGCGAAUGGUAUAUGCGACACGUAUUAACCAACUGCUACAAGAUUUGUCCAGCUCAGUAUGAGCUCGCCUUUGUAUACCAUGUUGAAUCUAAUGGCCACCGAUACCAGACCUCCCAGUGCAGUUGCCAGAGGUUUUGAAUGACUGAAAAUUGAUCUAACCAUGGAAGUUGGAAGGAGGUUCUGGACUUUUCAAUCCAGACAAAAAAAAAAAAAAAAGAUCCAUUGUAAAACCAUAAAAAUAAACCCAGAUGAAAGCAA
Molecule: messenger RNA, 1189 nt
Organism: Athalia rosae (coleseed sawfly)
Lineage: Eukaryota; Metazoa; Arthropoda; Insecta; Hymenoptera; Athaliidae
Exons: 5
Coding region: 308-1069 (253 amino acids)
Source: RefSeq, a predicted model, not a curated record